Molecule: messenger RNA, 418 nt
Organism: Thamnophis sirtalis
Lineage: Eukaryota; Metazoa; Chordata; Lepidosauria; Squamata; Natricidae
Source: RefSeq, a predicted model, not a curated record
CAGCCAGUGAAACAGGAUUAACGAAUAUUCACUUUGGUGGAAAAGGUGGCGAUUUAUUUAUAUAUUCUGGGAGGAAGAAAUUCCAGGACGGAGGCCGCUGGGAGCUGCAUAGGCACUUGUUGGCAUGAAGUCCUCGGCACUUGGGUUGAAUAAGCCCCAGGUGGGAUGACUCGACUCUCUUUGUCUUUCCCCAGCUGGCUGACGGGCAGAUAUCCCGAAUUCACUGACCCCAAGGUGGUAGCCCAGGGCGAAGGCCGCGAAGUGACCAGGGUUUGCUCGCAAGGCUUCGUCACCGUUUCCUUCAACGUGGUGACCAAGGACAUGAAGAAGCUGGGCUACGACGCCAGCUCAUCGACCCUCGCCAGCUCCUCACUAACCUCGGUGACGGACGCCAUGCGCAAAUUCUAGACUCGCAGUU